UUUUUUUAAGAAAAAAAAAAGAAGUAACUGGUUUACAAAACAAAAAUAAACGCAUUCACUCUUUUAAUUAUAUAAAAUGCCAUCAAGAAGUCUUCACGACGUUCCUCUUGCCGCUUGGCAAUGGCAAGGUCCAUUGAGUAGAUUCUUUCUGAUUUUAAUAAUAUUUUCAUGGGGGCUUUUUCUCGAGUUUUGUGGUUCGCAGCCCGAUUAUUAUCCUGAACUUAAGUACUUGAUGAACUUAGGAUCAUUUAUUGUGGCGCUUGUAGUUGGCGCUCUGGCUCAAACGACGCUCGCUCAUAUGUUUGCUUACUUACAAGGUUACUUUUUACUUAAAAAACAAGGAAUUCCUCUUCAAGCCAUCAUGAGCGGAGAACAAACUCCAGCACGAGUUUUAAUAGCAUGUUUAAUAAUAUUUCGACGAACACGAUAUAAUAAACAAAGACAUGGAAGCUUCUUUCAGAUAAUUUCAUAUAUAAGUGUCUUAUUAAUAUACAUUUUAAGUGUUGGUAUUGGUGCAUAUGCUGCAUCUAAGUUGGGAGAACCUUACAUUUUUUAUAAUGCUCCAAUUAUGUGGGCGCAAGCUCCAACACAAGGGAUAAGAGACAGUCUUCUUAAUGCAUUUAUACCAGAAAAUUCCAUCGAUGGAAUAACCGUGAUACAAUAUAAUUCAUUGUCUAGCUGGGUUGAUAAAACUAGAGGACGUGAAAUUGAAGUGCCAUUUCUGCCACAAACGUGGACUACAUCAACAAAUGCGACAGCAAGUGGUAACCUUAAAGAUAAAGAUGGUCUAAUGAAGUGGAACUUGGAAUUGGAAUUGGAUAAUGCUAACUUACAAUACUUAACUGCACAAUGCAAUGUUAAUCCAGAUCCUCCCUGCAAUAAAGAUCAAAUAGUAAGGGGGACAACAAUUAGUUUGAUGGCUGGUAAAGAAAAUAAAACCAUUUCAUGGAAAUUGUGUGAUUUGCCUCGUGACCAAGGCUCGGUACAAUUGGAUUGUAAGAUAACUCUAAAACAAGGACUCUUUCCUCGCGUAACAAUUGGGUUUCCAAAUAAUGGUCCUCGUGAUGAAAAUCUUGCAGAAGUUUUGUUACGAAAGAAUGAGUUAACAGAUUUAAAUGAACUUACAGAUGAGCUAUUUGAUGCAAUGGAAGAGGCUUAUUCACGCCCUGAUUAUAAACCUGACAUAAUUUCCAACAAUGUUAUAAAACAACUGGUUAGUGGAUGGAAUUGUGAGGGAAACAACACUUGUGCACAGCGUGUUGGAGCCUCAGCAGCUGUGAGGUAUACUGGUGCAUUAUUAGAGUCCGCAGCUAAUCUGUAUCCCAUAGAUUAUUCAAUUGAAUUGGAUGAUUAUGUAGUAAAUAGCAAAUCAACUGGGUUCUUAACGGCAACGCAUAAAGUGUGUAUAGGAGGUAACAAUCCAAUGUUAAUGGUCGGUUUAACGAUAUCUAUACCAUUAUUAAUGAUGAUUGUUGAGUUAAUACCACUGUUGUUUAAUAAUAAAGUGUGGUGGCUGGCAUCUGAUAUUGGAUAUAAACAUAUAGCUUUGAUACGAAGUGUUACUAACAUUGGUUUUUUAGAACGCACUACUCGUCCUGGUGAAAUUCCAUGUCAAACGAUUGUUAGGUUUAAUCCCGAUGAUGAUGAUCAUUUUGGUCUAUCAACUUAUGAACCAUCACCAUCAAAAAAGGUGUUGGUGUAACAUUUGUUUAUUUGUAGUACACUUGCACGAACUUGCACGUUGUUUAAUUUAUUUCCAUAAUCAGUAAAUUUAGUAGCAAAUUAUUAUUAUUAUUUUUUUUACUAAAUUAGUUUAAUAAAAAUAAUUAAUAAAAAUAGAGAUCGUUUUGACCAGAUUUAUCCUAGUAUGUUUUUAACCUA
This is a messenger RNA of Rhizophagus irregularis DAOM 181602=DAOM 197198, 1881 nucleotides long. RefSeq lists its product as uncharacterized. The record is from RefSeq and is a predicted model, not a curated record. Lineage: Eukaryota; Fungi; Glomeromycota; Glomeromycetes; Glomerales; Glomeraceae.